UCUCAGUAGUUGGUCUGCCAACUGCUCUAGCCCUCUUCGGCGUUUAGUGCCAAGGAUAAAGAAGUUUAAGUCUAUUUAUUGAAAGGCUCUCCAUUCAAGGCUUCACUGGAAAAGUGUUUGACCUGUCACAGGAGAGGCCUCUUUUCUGAGAUGGAAAUUUUAAAUGGGAAAGUCACAGCUUCGGAAAUCAAGAACCAAACCCUCGUGUUCCAUGGGCCAGUGGAACUCAGAAGAGAGAGCAUCAGUAAGAAGUGUCAUCUCUACCUGUACAGAGAUUUCUUGGUUGUGACGAAUAGUCAGUAUAACCUAGCCUUUAAGAUAAAAUACAUCAUCCCUCUGACUUCCCUGUGGAUGGGGGAGUGUGUGGCCACAGACUUUGUAGGCUCCAGUCAGGCCAGGAAAUCCAUUCACCUAGGCUGGCCCAUAGAGAACUUCAUAGUCACCUUCCGAUCUUUGGACCAAAAAAGAGAAUGGUGUUGUUUCCUUCAAAGAUCCAUUAAUCAAACCAAGGAGAAGUACCACGGGAUGAGUACUACACUGGAGAUAUUCAUAGAGGACAGCCCAAGCGGGAACACUCCUUUCACCGUAACAGCAACACAUUUGGACACAGUCAACGACAUUGUCAAGAAGUUACAACCAGUGUUGGGAAUACCUAAUGCUGAGUGGAAUUACCAGCUCUGCUUCUCUUCUGGCCAGGAAGACGCGCCAUGCCCUCUCCUAGGACAUGAGAAUCCAUAUGCUAUCAAGAUGCGUGAACUUGGAAAUGAUGCAUUUAUGGCCCUGGGUCCAAGCAAAUACACCGCUUAUCUCAACAUCAAAAAGGUGAUGCAGGAGCUGCAGGCCCCUCACGUGCCGGGAAGAUUCAUCCUAAAGCCCAAGGAGACACCCAGAGGCCAUCAGCAGAGCAGUGAGUCUCUUCCCUACUCAGAGAAAAUAGUCAAAAGACGCUCUCUCCUAAGUCGGAUAUUUCAAUGGGGCACGCCCACCUGCUGUGACCAUGUGCUUCCCAAGACUCCAGCCUCAACUACUGGUGGCCUCUUCUGUAAUUCUCUCGGGGCUAUUUGCAAGGAUGGUAAUCUGCCGUCUUCAAUUCUGGAUAUGCUGUCCCUUCUGAAUGAAAACGGACCUGAUGUGGAAGGAAUAUUUAGAAAGUCAGCCAAUGCAGCCUCCUGCCAAACACUGAAGGAGAAGCUGGAUUUGGGAAAGGAUGUAAAUCUGAGGGAGGAAUCUAUCCUCGUUGUGGCGUCUGUUUUAAAGGAUUUCCUGCGAAAUAUCCCAGGAGGUGUCUUCCCAUCCAGCCUCUAUGACAAAUGGCUGGCUGUCACUGAUGAAGAGAAUGAGAAGGAAAGAAUCUCUGCCAUCCAGAGUCUGUUAGAGCAACUGCCAGCACCGAACCUCGCCCUCUUGAGACAGCUGUUUCAGGUCUUACACAGCAUCGAGAGACAUUCAUCAACUAACUAUAUGACAUCGUAUAACUUAUCCGUGUGUAUAGCACCAAGUGUUGUGAGCCUGCCUAGCUCCCACAAGUUGGGACUAGGAAAUGAAGUCUCAAAACAGAUUUCUCUUGUGCAGUUUUUUAUUGAUAAUUUUCAAAAGAUAUUUGAAGACAACACUAGUACACUUUCAGGUGAAAGCUCAGUGAUAAGUAAUAACAGGGAGGAGAUUUCGGAUACCUUCAAUUACUUCAUUGAUCUAAGUGCUGCCCAGGAUGAGGAGAAAAGCUGUGUUAGUGAAAGGACCCAUUCCAAGGGUGAUGCUGUGCCACAUCUGUCUGCUGCUCCUCACGAGGGAGGUUUCCCAGGUGAGAGGAGGUUUUUUUACACCCUGAGAAGGAAAAGCAGGGUAAGAGAAUACCCACACAUUCAGACAGUUGCUAAUCCAAUCCGAGCAACAUCAGGAUAUACUAUGUUAUUACAGGAUUUGACAAAUGCCUCAAACAAAACUGUAUGUGGAAGCUCAUACUUGUACCUGAUUGAUACGCCCCAAAGAAACCCAUGUGGGGUUUUACACAUGAUAUACAUAUCUUCUCUCUUCCGACUGGUCCAUGAGACCACAUAGAUUGCUAGUGCUCUUGAAAUAAUUUGAAAGAGCCAUGAUCUUUGGGGGGAAAAUUACUUCGGUUAACACCAAACAAAUGUUCUAGAGAGCAAAGCACUGUGCCGCACCUUAUGACCUGUGUGGUUAAGUGUCUACUGAUUCUAUCUCGAAUACAGAAAAAUACUGUUAUCAGGAAGAUUAAAUAAAAUUUAUUGUGUUAAGUUUGUUCCCUAUUGUCUGGAGGCCAGCAAAGUUUCCCCUGAAUCAGCAGUUAGCAUCCUGCAAGGGCAGCUUUUAAAGCGGCUAGCAACAUUUCAUUGUCCAGAGCAGAGAUGAAAGUCAGAUUUGGGACACUAUUUACAAAAUGCAUUACAAUCAGAAUGGAGGUUAGUCUGGUGUCAGGAAGAUGUGUAUACCAAGAUGACAUGUCU
This is a messenger RNA of Peromyscus leucopus (white-footed mouse), 2468 nucleotides long. Its product is annotated as rho GTPase-activating protein 20-like. The transcript has 13 exons. The coding region runs from base 151 to 2058 and encodes 635 amino acids. NCBI's taxonomy places the organism in Eukaryota, Metazoa, Chordata, Mammalia, Rodentia, Cricetidae. Gene Ontology annotation, biological process: regulation of Rho protein signal transduction; signal transduction. Gene Ontology annotation, molecular function: GTPase activator activity. The record is from RefSeq and is a predicted model, not a curated record.